GACAGUACUGCACCCAGUGUUGCUGUUUUGGCGCUAGAAUCCAAUCUCUCUCCCGGUGGCCCGUGCUGUUACCGUAGCCACUGCACCACCAGGGCUCUACGCACUUCACCACCACAAGGGCCACAAGUUUAUGCAUAGCCAUUUAGCCAGCUGGGAUUUUAGACACUUUGCACUUCAGUGCCUUGCUGUGUGUGUAAACUCCGCAGAUUGUUCCCCCUCAUCUGGUCUUUAUCCGCAGAAAUAAGAUGAUGAGUAAAGAUCGUGACCGGGAGAGGGACGACCGUUCUAAGGAGCGUGAGCGAGAUCGUGGCGAUCGGGAUCGAGACAGAGAGCGGGAUCGAGAGCGCGGCGGGGGCGUAGGCCCGGGGGGCGUAGGGGGGGUGUUGCCCCCGGCGAUGGGUCUGAUGGGGGGCGUGGGGGGGUUGGGAGGGGGUCUCCUGCCCCCCCUUAAACAGACGGCCAUGCAGCAACAGAUCAACCCCUUCACAAACCUGCCACACACACAGAGAUACUAUGAGAUCCUCAAGAAGCGUCUGCAGCUGCCGGUGUGGGAGUAUAAGGAGCGAUUCUCAGACAUCCUGACCAGGAACCAAACCUUCGUCCUGGUGGGAGAAACCGGCUCAGGGAAGACCACACAGAUUCCUCAGUGGUGUGUGGACUCUGUGCGUUGCCUGGGGGGUCCUAAACGCGGCGUGGCGUGUACGCAGCCCAGAAGAGUGGCGGCCAUGUCUGUAGCGCAGCGCGUCGCCGACGAGAUGGACGUGAUGCUCGGACAGGAAGUGGGGUACUCCAUACGCUUUGAAGACUGCAGCUCCGCCAAGACCAUCCUCAAGUACAUGACAGAUGGAAUGUUAUUGAGGGAGGCGAUGAAUGAUCCGCUAUUGGAACGUUACGGCGUCAUCAUUCUGGACGAGGCUCACGAGAGGACGCUGGCCACAGACAUACUGAUGGGGGUCCUAAAAGAAGUGGUCAAGCAACGCAACGACCUGAAGAUCAUCGUGAUGAGUGCUACUCUGGACGCGGGGAAGUUCCAGGUGUAUUUCGACUCCUGCCCUCUGCUGACGAUUCCUGGACGAACUCACCCAGUGGAGAUCUUCUACACGCCCGAACCAGAGAGAGAUUACUUGGAGGCGGCGAUCAGGACGGUGAUCCAGAUCCACAUGUGUGAAGAAGACGAAGGAGACGUGCUGCUCUUCCUCACCGGACAAGAGGAGAUUGACGAGGCGUGUAAGCGUAUCAAGCGGGAGGUGGACGACUUGGGCCCGGAGGUGGGCGACAUCAAGAUCAUCCCGCUCUACUCCACGCUGCCCCCCCAGCAGCAGCAGCGCAUCUUCGAGCCCCCCCCACCCCGGAAACCCAGCGGCGCCAUCGGCAGGAAGGUGGUGGUGUCUACCAACAUUGCUGAGACGUCGUUGACUAUCGAUGGUGUCGUGUUCGUGAUCGAUCCCGGAUUCGCCAAACAAAAGGUGUAUAAUCCUCGUAUCAGGGUGGAGUCUCUCCUGGUGACGGCGAUCUCGAAGGCGUCAGCGCAGCAGCGCGCCGGCAGAGCUGGAAGGACGCGGCCGGGGAAAUGCUUUAGACUCUACACAGAGAAGGCCUACAAGACAGAGAUGCAGGACAACACCUAUCCCGAGAUCCUGAGGUCCAAUUUGGGCUCGGUGGUUCUGCAGCUGAAGAAGCUCGGCAUUGACGACCUGGUGCACUUUGACUUCAUGGACCCUCCAGCUCCUGAGACGUUGAUGAGGGCGUUGGAGCUUCUUAACUACCUGGCGGCUCUGAAUGACGAUGGGGACCUGACUGAGUUGGGCUCCAUGAUGGCCGAGUUCCCCCUCGACCCCCAGCUGGCCAAGAUGGUCAUCGCCUCCUGCGAGUUCAACUGCAGCAACGAGAUCCUCUCCAUCACCGCCAUGCUAUCAGUCCCGCAGUGUUUCGUGCGGCCCACGGAAGCCAAGAAGGCGGCAGACGAGUCCAAGAUGAGAUUCGCUCACAUCGACGGAGAUCACCUGACCCUACUCAACGUCUACCACGCCUUCAAACAGAAUCACGAGAGUGUGCAGUGGUGCUAUGACAACUUUGUAAACUACCGUUCGCUGAUGUCUGCUGAUAACGUGAGGCAGCAGCUGAGUCGCAUCAUGGAUCGCUUCAACCUCCCGCGCCGAUCAACAGACUUCACCAGCAGAGAUUACUACAUCAACAUCCGCCGAGCCCUCGUCACCGGCUUCUUCAUGCAGGUGGCCCAUCUUGAGCGUACGGGCCACCACUUGACUGUAAAGGAUAACCAGGUGGUCCAGCUUCAUCCGUCUACAGUUCUGGACCACAAGCCCGAGUGGGUCCUUUACAACGAGUUCGUGCUCACCACCAAGAACUACAUCCGGACCUGCACAGACAUCAAGCCAGAGUGGUUAGUGAAGAUCGCUCCUCAAUACUACGAGAUGGGGAACUUCCCUCAGUGCGAAGCCAAGAGACAACUGGAGCGGAUCGUCGCCAAACUGCAGACGAAAGAAUACUCACAAUACUGAUCACACACACACACACACACACACACGCCUUCCGAUACUCAGCAACACACAUAGUACUUUGGAAUGCACACACACACACACACACACACACACACACACACACACACACACACACACACACACACACACACACACACGUGCAAGCGCGCGCACACAUACGGACUGUGGUCAGCAAUGGAUGUCUUGAGUUGUACGGAGCUCUGAUGUCUUUCUUGAGUCUCGGAGCUCUAAAUUGUACAUCACACACACACACACACACACACACACACACACACACACACACACACACACACGGUCUCGGAGCUCUAGGUUGUAUAUUGCCUCCCCUGCUCUCUCUAGUUUAGUUUAGUUUAGUUGGCAGAUCUUGUUUGUUUUUGUCGUUUUGUUAAAUUUGAUUAUUUUUUAUAUCUGCUACACCCGCCCAUCCCCCCACCCCUCUCUCCUCGUGGGCGUCGGCCUCUAGUUGGGUCUGUUGCCAUGGGAACAUGAUGGUUGCCCGCGGUGACGAGCUUCAUGAGCUUCUUGCCUGUCGGGCCUCGACAUUCCUUCAAGACCUGCGGCCCCAAAUACACACAACCCACUUCAGCUCAAACCACCCCCCCCCAUCCCUAAACGUGUGGCCCAACCCCUCCUGCCCUCUCUCGCAAGCUCUCAUACCCCUCCCCACGUCAA
Engraulis encrasicolus (European anchovy) is the source of this 3191-nucleotide messenger RNA. It is a transcript of the gene dhx15, whose product is annotated as DEAH (Asp-Glu-Ala-His) box helicase 15. Lineage: Eukaryota; Metazoa; Chordata; Actinopteri; Clupeiformes; Engraulidae. Gene Ontology annotation, cellular component: spliceosomal complex; intracellular anatomical structure. The coding region runs from base 246 to 2519 and encodes 757 amino acids. The transcript is spliced from 17 exons. Gene Ontology annotation, molecular function: RNA binding; RNA helicase activity; ATP binding. The record is from RefSeq and is a predicted model, not a curated record.